UCUGUGCAGGCCUCUGAUGUGACCUGACGAUCAGGACAUGCAGCUCCUCCAGGUCACAACACUUCUGCUGAUGCUGCUGCUGCUUAUUCUCCUGUGCCUCUCACACGGUGCCUCUGAGAUGGACUGCGAGCGCUGGCAGGACCUGGACUCUGCGGUGGUCCAUAAGGAGGGCCAUGUGAUUCUAGCUGGAUUGCUUCCCAUCCACUCUAAGGGAGAGGAGCAGGAGCUGAGCUUUGUGAGUUCACCAGGCAAGAGGAGAUGCAGGGGGUUUAACCUGCGUGCGUUCCGUUGGUCUCAGGCCAUGAUCUACUUCAUUGAGGAGAUCAACAGAAAUCCUAACCUGCUGCCAAACAUCACGCUGGGCUACAGGCUGUAUGACACCUGCUGGCUGGUGGCCCUGUCAAUGAGAUCGGCCUUGUCUGCUGUGUCUCAGCCCCUGAAGAGGAACAGCACAGGGGCGUGCUCAUCUCCCAGUAUCCCUGUAAUCAUAGGAGACUCUGGAUCCUCCCUGACUAUAGCCAUCUCCAGACUGCUCAAUCUGUUCAGAGUCCCACUGGUAAGCUACUUUGCCUCAUGUGCCUGCCUGAGCGACAGAAAGAACUUCCCCUACUUCUUCCGCACAGUCCCCAGUGACAACUACCAGGCCAGUGCUCUUGCCCGCCUCAUAAAGCACUUUGGUUGGACGUGGGUAGGUGCGAUGGGUGCUGAUGAUGCUUAUGGGCGAACUGCCUUGGAGAUGUUCAGUGCUGAAGUGACCCGUCUGGGCAUGUGCUUGGCUUUUCGUGCCAUAAUUCCCAAAGUACCCACUCAGCAGCAACUACAGGAGCUUGUACAGAUAAUUCGAGACUCUACAGCACGUGUGCUGGUGGCUGUUGCUACUGAGGAGGACAUGCAGCCCUUGAUUGAAGAGAUGAUCAGGCAGAAUGUAACGGGCAGGCAGUGGGUCGCCAGUGAAGCAUGGGUAACAUCCACUCUGUUCUCCACGAUCUACCCCUCUCUCAGUGGCACCAUCGGUUUCGCCAUUCGCAGGGCUGACAUCCCCGGCCUAAAAACAUUCCUCCAAAAUCUGCAACCACUAGCGGAACCAUAUAAUCCUUCUGCCAUUGAAUUCUGGGAAACACAGUUCCAGUGCUCCUUUAAUAAAGACUUACCACUCAGUAUGGGCGACCCAGUCCAAUUUAACCGGACCUGCACCGGACAGGAGAGGAUCGAGGACACUGAGACCAUCUACAAUGAUGUGUCCCAACUCCGAGUGACGUAUAACCUGCACAAGGCAGUCUAUGCUGUAGCACAUGCACUACACAACCUGCUUAUGUGCCAGAAGGAGGGGGGCAAUUCUGAUAAGCAGCAGCAGUGUCCAGAUAUUCUUAACCUGCAGCCCUGGCAGGUGAUACAAUACCUGAAGGAGGUGAACUUCACCAACAUGUUUGGGGACACUGUAAAUUUUGAUGAGUAUGGAGACCCUGCAGGGUCAUACGAUAUCAUAAACUGGCACAAAGGAGAGGAAGGCAGACCACUGGAGUUUGCUACAGUCGGACGCUUCGACUCCUCUCUACCAACUGAACAGCAGCUUGUGAUCCACCAGGACAAACUCAUGUGGCACGCGGGAUCCAAGGAGGUGCCUGUGUCUAUGUGCUCAGCUAGCUGUCUGCCAGGCUACAGGAAGGCCACGCGUAAGGGCGAACCUGUCUGCUGCUACGAUUGCGUGCCCUGUGCUGAGGGCACCAUCAGCAACAGCAUAGACCAGUCAGAGUGCACGUUCUGCCCUGAGGACCUCUGGUCCAAUCCACAGCGUAACAGCUGUGUUGAGAAACAGAUUGAGUUCCUGUCCUACACCGAGGGUUUCGGGAUGGCCCUGGCAGCCACAGCCAUCCUGGGUGUUGUUGCGACGGUCACUGUGGCUACUAUAUUUCUCCGUCACCGUGACACGCCCCUGGUCCGUGCCAACAACUCCGAGCUGAGCUUCCUUCUGCUGCUGUCUCUCACGUUCUGCUUCCUGUGUGCCCUCACCUUCCUGGGCCAACCGUCACGCUGGGCCUGUCCACUCAGACGCACAGCUUUCGGUCUGACCUUUGCCCUCUGCCUCUCCUGUCUGCUGAGCAAAACUCUGGUGGUCCUCAUGGCCUUCAGGGCCACUCUGCCCGGCGACAACACUGCACGCUGGUUCCGGCCCCCUCAGCAGCGAAUGGGCGUGUUCCUGUGCUCGGCCUUACAGUGUGCCAUCUGUGUGGCUUGGUUAACCACAGCCCCGCCUUAUCCAGUGAAGAACAACUGGCUGUACAGAGACCGGAUUAUUCUAGAAUGUCACCUGGGCUCUGUGGCGUUGUUCUGCUGUGUGCUCGGCUACAUCGGCUGCCUCGCCGUCUUUUGCUUCAUCCUGGCCUUUCUGGCUCGGAAGCUUCCAGGUAACUUUAAUGAAGCUAAGUUCAUCACAUUCAGCAUGCUCAUAUUCUGUGCAGUUUGGAUCGCCUACAUCCCAGCUUACGUCAGCUCUCCUGGGAAGUUCACUGUAGCUGUGGAGAUAUUUGCUAUUUUAGCCUCUAGUUUUGGGGUACUUCUGUGCAUUUUUGCCCCCAAAUGUUACAUCAUCAUCUUUAUGCCUGAGAAGAAUACCAAAAAGUAUCUCAUGUCUCAGAAAGUCAGCAGGUGAUCAUAGACCAGCCAUAACUGUGCAGUGGGGUAUGAAACCCAGCACAGUUUGCUGAUUUGCCUGCUCUACACUGUAAAAAAAAAUGAGAUGUUAAAAAAAGGUAAGAAGUUUUAAGCAACAGGUGAAUAAACUUUCUGUUCUGAUAAGUAAAUGGAACUUGUCUAAGCCACGUAAAAUAUACUUAAAUAAAUGAUCACAGUAUAACUAAAAACACAAUGUUAUGUCAACUUAUUU
Molecule: messenger RNA, 2884 nt
Organism: Astyanax mexicanus (Mexican tetra)
Lineage: Eukaryota; Metazoa; Chordata; Actinopteri; Characiformes; Acestrorhamphidae
Product: extracellular calcium-sensing receptor
Exons: 6
Coding region: 38-2650 (870 amino acids)
Biological process (GO): G protein-coupled receptor signaling pathway
Cellular component (GO): membrane
Molecular function (GO): G protein-coupled receptor activity
Source: RefSeq, a predicted model, not a curated record